CCUCUGUUCAACAGGUGAAGCAGAUCAUGGAGGAGGCAGUGACGAGGAAGUUCGUGCACGAGGACAGCAGCCACAUCAUCUCCUUCUGUGCGGCGGUGGAGACCUGUGUCCUGCACGGCCUGAAGCGGAGGGCGGCGGGGUUCCUGCGCAGCAACAAGAUAGCAGCUCUCUUCAUGAAGGUGGGGAAGAGCUUUCCUCUGGCAGAGGAGCUUUGCAGGAAGGUGCAAGACCUGGAGCAGCUCAUCGAGAACGCACGAAAUCAGGCGCAGGGCAUCCCGGAGAACGUGCGCAAGGUGCCCAAGCUGCCCAACCUGUCUCCUCAAGCCAUCAAGCACCUCUGGAUCCGCACAGCCCUCUUUGAGAAGGUCCUGGAUAAAAUCGUGCACUACUUGGUAGAAAACAGCAGUAAGUACUACGAGAAGGAAGCUCUCCUGAUGGAUCCUGUGGAUGGGCCAAUUCUUGCAUCUUUAUUGGUGGGGCCCUGUGCACUGGAGUACACCAAGAUGAAGACUGCUGACCACUUCUGGACAGACCCCUCGGCCGAUGAGCUGGUGCAGAGGCACCGGAUCCACAGCUCUCACUGCCGCCAGGACUCGCCCACCAAGCGCCCGGCGCUCUGCAUUCAGAAGAGGCACUCGAGUGGCAGCAUGGACGACCGGCCGUCGCUGUCUGCCAGGGACUACGUGGAGUCCCUGCACCAGAAUUCCCGAGCCACGCUCCUCUAUGGCAAGAACAACGUGCUGGUGCAGCCUCGAGACGACAUGGAGGCGAUCCCGGGGUACCUGUCCCUCCACCAGGCUGCUGAGAUCAUGGCACUGAAGUGGACCCCCAACCAGCUGAUGAACGGCUCGGUGGGGGACCUGGACUACGAGAAGAGUGUGUACUGGGACUAUGCCAUGACUAUUCGCCUGGAGGAGAUUGUCUACCUGCACUGCCACCAGCAAGUAGACAGUGGUGGGACCGUUGUCUUGGUGAGCCAGGAUGGGAUCCAGAGGCCCCCACUGAGGUUCCCCAGAGGAGGGCACUUGCUGCAGUUCCUCUCCUGCCUGGAGAACGGCCUCCUGCCCCACGGGCAGCUGGACCCACCCCUCUGGUCCCAGAGGGGAAAGGGGAAGGUGUUUCCCAGGCUGAGGAAGCGAAGUCCCCAGGGCUCCUCUGAGUCUGCCUCUGACAAGGAGGAGGAUGAAGCCACAGAUUACGUCUUCAGAAUUAUCUACCCAGGGACACAGUCAGAAUUCG
Molecule: messenger RNA, 1239 nt
Organism: Merops nubicus (carmine bee-eater)
Lineage: Eukaryota; Metazoa; Chordata; Aves; Coraciiformes; Meropidae
Product: small G protein signaling modulator 1
Exons: 10
Molecular function (GO): GTPase activator activity
Source: RefSeq, a predicted model, not a curated record